Messenger RNA from Oldenlandia corymbosa var. corymbosa, 738 nucleotides. NCBI's taxonomy places the organism in Eukaryota, Viridiplantae, Streptophyta, Magnoliopsida, Gentianales, Rubiaceae. The record is from the annotation of a GenBank genome assembly.
AUGUUGUAUGCCAUUUCUGCGCCUACACCUUGUACCAGCAUAUCUUAUCCAAGAAAACCCUGCUUCAAACUCCGGCAGUUUGCUCCCCAAAGGCUUCGUGUGUGCGCUUCUUUGCCAGAACCGAAUGGGGCCAAAGUGGAAUACACCCCAUGGCUGAUUGUUGGAUUGGGCAACCCUGGGAAUAGAUAUCAGGGGACGCGCCACAACGUUGGUUUUGAAAUGAUUGAUCAUAUUUCCCGAGCAGAAGGCAUUCCGCUGAAUACUAUACAAUCAAAGGCAUUGAUUGGAAUAGGUUGCAUUGGAGAAGUUCCAGUUUUGCUGGCCAAGCCUCAGGCAUACAUGAAUUACAGUGGAGAAUCAGUCGGACCACUAGCUGCAUAUUAUCGCGUACCUCUGCGCCAUAUCCUUGUGAUUUACGAUGAGAUGAGUUUACCUAAUGGUGUCUUACGGCUUCAGCCAAAAGGAGGGCAUGGCUAUAACAAUGGUGUAAAGAGUGUGAUUGAGCAUUUGGACGGUCGUCGUGAAUUCCCACGUUUCUGCAUAGGUGUCGGUAAUCCACCUGGAACAAUGGACAUGAAGGCUUUUCUACUUCAAAAGUUCAGCGCUGUUGAACGGAAGCAGAUAGAUGUUGCGCUGGAGCAAGGUGUUGAAGCUGUUAGAGCCCUGGUAACUGGAGGAUUCAACAGUAGAAUCACAAGAUUCAAUCUUGGACAGAAAUACAAGUACCACAAAGUUUAG